CCACGGCGCACGCGCAGUGCGGUCGUUGGACGCGCCGGCGCAGUGGCGGUGGCGGAUGUUUACCACGACCGACGUCCGAGCGGUGCCGGGGCAGUGGACGCGAGGGACGCACCCGUAAGGGACGCGCCCUUGAAGCUGCCGUCGCGGCCCAAGUCGGUGGAGCGCGGAGGUAGAGCUGCACUUGCGGCCGCCCCUCGGCCCCUUCCCUUGGGCAGUCUUGCCUGAGUGUAAUCUUGAACAUGGGUGGUGCUGUGAGUGCUGGUGAGGACAACGAUGAGCUGAUUGAUAACCUGAAAGAAGCACAGUAUAUCCGGACAGACCUGGUAGAGCAGGCUUUCCGUGCUAUUGAUCGUGCAGAUUAUUAUCUGGAAGAGUUUAAAGAAAAUGCAUACAAGGAUUUGGCGUGGAAACAUGGAAACAUUCAUCUCUCUGCCCCGUGCAUCUACUCAGAGGUGAUGGAAGCCCUUGAUCUGCAGCCUGGACUCUCAUUUCUGAACCUGGGCAGUGGCACUGGUUACCUCAGCUCUAUGGUGGGUCUAAUUCUAGGUCCUUUUGGUGUGAACCAUGGGGUGGAGCUUCAUUCAGAUGUGAUAGAGUAUGCAAAGCAGAAACUGGACUUCUUCAUCAGAACAAGUGACAGCUUUGACAAGUUCGACUUCUGUGAACCUUCCUUUGUUACUGGCAAUUGCCUGGAAAUUUCUCCAGAUUGUUGUCAGUAUGAUCGUGUGUACUGUGGGGCUGGUGUGCAGAAAGAACAUGAAGAGUACAUGAAGAAUCUUCUUAAAGUUGGAGGGAUACUUGUCAUGCCCUUGGAAGAGAAGUUGACCAAGAUAACACGCAUAGGGCCUUCUGCUUGGGAAACCAAAAAGAUUCUGGCUGUUUCCUUUGCUCCUCUGGUCCAGCCUUGUCAGUCUGAGUCGGGAAAAUCCAGACUUGUCCAGCUACCACCACCAGCUGUUCGAAGCCUACAGGACUUGGCCCGCAUUGCCAUCCGAAGCACUAUCAAGAAGGUCAUUUGCCAGGAAGCAGUGAGCAAAGGUGGAAAUGGACUGAAGAGCACACCCAGGUUCAAACGAAGGAGGGUCCGCUGCCGGCGAAUGGAAACGAUUGUCUUUUUGGACAAGGAGGUCUUUGCUAGUCGUAUUUCCAAUCCCUCUGAUGACACCAGCUGUGAGGACUUGGAAGAAGAGCGGCAGGAGGCGGCAGAAAGGACCCCUCGGGAAGUCAACGCCGAACCUCCAGUAAACUUCCUUCGCCAGAGGGUCCUCAGCCUCCCGCUGCCAGAUCCCCUGAAGUACUACUUGCUUUAUUACAGAGAAAAGUAAGUUUUUUGUUUGAAAGGGGAAGUUAGGAAGAGGUAAAGUGAGCCUAACCUGCCAUUCACUGCUGCUAGGUGUUUUGAAACAGAUGCCUCCAAAGGGGGCCACUGGUUUCAUCCAUGUUGUGGUUUCCCAUUUCCGGCUCCUGUUUGUCCUUUAAAACUGAUCCCAUGGUAUGAUAAAUUAUUUAAACAAUCUGACAAGACACACUACAGAGAAGAAUGUUUUCCUUAAGUAGGCAAUAGCUUGUCCCUCUCUGCUGAAACACUCUUGUAAGCUAUAGCCUUCUUGUCAAAACUGUCCCUGAUGCCAGGGACACCUAACAUAUCUCAAAAGCAACUGAGUCUGAAUGACCCUGUGUGAGGCAAAGCACAAGUCUUCAAAUGUAUGAACUUUUCAGGAUGUGACAUAUAUUCCUGUCCAAGUUUGAAAUUUAUGGUAUCAACCUCUUAAUUACUGGCACUGAGUUCCACUGAAUUUUAUUUUAAUAUUCUAAAGGGUGAAAUAAAUACUAUUGGAAAACUCUUCCAUAAUUAAACAAAUUAUAUGAAAAUUAUCAGUUAUAAUUUUUAAAGGAAAAAAGAAAUUGGUUAAGGGAGGAGUGAAAAUAUUAAACUGCUAGAAGUCUUUCUGGAAUUUCCAGACUUCCAAGCAGUCCCCUGCCCCCACACCUUUUGUUACCUUUAAAAGAACCACUGUCAAAUAAUCUCCUGAAAAGGAAACAAGUUUUUAAAAAAUUUGUAUAAAAGCUAAAUUACCUUUGCUCUAUCCAUAGGGAUGAAUAAUACACAGUUUUGAAGACCAUAAUAGAUGAUUUCUAGGGUGUUGACCAUGAAUUCUCAGAAAGAUUGCAGGAAAAAGAGAAUGUUAUAGACAGCCUGUGCUUUUUGACUUCAGUUUGCUAUCUUUCUGUGAUUGCAUUAGAGUACUGAGUCAUAGAUUUUUAUCUUUUAUAAUUCUGGAGAAAAAGAUUUGUUAGUUUUGUAAAUUUUCUUAACAAAUAAAUGUAUUUUAGUAGCUCCAUUAUAUUAGAAGUUUUAACUCAAUGGCUUGUGGAAAAUCCAUUUUCUCCAGGCUUUUUGUGUCAAUAGCUUUCCAUGAAUUUGUGGGUCUA
This is a messenger RNA of Perognathus longimembris pacificus (Pacific pocket mouse), 2433 nucleotides long. It is a transcript of the gene Pcmtd2, whose product is annotated as protein-L-isoaspartate (D-aspartate) O-methyltransferase domain containing 2. The transcript has 6 exons. Bases 240 to 1325 code for a protein of 361 amino acids. Gene Ontology annotation, biological process: protein modification process. Gene Ontology annotation, cellular component: cytoplasm. Lineage: Eukaryota; Metazoa; Chordata; Mammalia; Rodentia; Heteromyidae. The record is from RefSeq and is a predicted model, not a curated record. Gene Ontology annotation, molecular function: protein-L-isoaspartate (D-aspartate) O-methyltransferase activity.